Molecule: messenger RNA, 1682 nt
Organism: Nicotiana tabacum (common tobacco)
Lineage: Eukaryota; Viridiplantae; Streptophyta; Magnoliopsida; Solanales; Solanaceae
Source: RefSeq, a predicted model, not a curated record
GUGGAACCUGAUACUGAUGAGGUUUACGCACACAUUACUUUACUCCCAGAAGAAAAUCAAAGUGACCAAACAACUCCUGAUGCUUGGUCUCCUCAGCCUUUUAAUUUGCAAUUUCAGUCAUUCUGCAAGGUUUUGACUGCUUCUGAUACCAAUAGUAACUGGGGACUCACUGUGCGACGAGAAGAUGCCAUAAAAUGUUUUCCUCCCCUGGACAUUACCAAGCAGAAACCAAUCCAGGAAUUGAUAGUAAAAGACCUUAAUGGCUCCGAAUGGCGAUUUUGUCAUGUAUUUCGAGGCCAACCUCGAAGACAUUUGCUUACAAAAGGUUGGAGUAAAUUUGUUGCUAGUAAGAAAUUAGUUGCUGGGGAUUCAGUUAUCUUCUUAAGGGGAGGAAAUGGUGAACUUUGUGUUGGGGUUAGACGUCAAGCUCAUCGAAGACACAACAUUGGUUCAUCACCAGUUUCAAGUCAAACCGUUCAAGGAGUGCUUGCAGUGGUCUCCCAUGCUUUUGCAACGGGAAGUCUCUUUUCUGUCUAUUAUCAGCCACGGAAAAGCAGAUUCAUUUUAAGCUUGAACAAAUAUCUUGAACCAAAUAGAGCGAAACCAUCAAACCAAAAUUCAGCUCAGAUUGCUUCCAAUGGUCUAUGCACUAACCAGGCCUCCGUCGAUGACCUUGAUUGUGAUGUAUUCAGUGACAUCUUCUUAGCUGCACACCCUCUCUUUCUGGAGAAUACACCAGAGCCAAAUGGGAAUUGUGUAGGAGUUGCUUCUACCGUCCAAAAUUUUGAGGGGUGGCCGGAAUCCCAGAGGGAGAGUUUCACUACCUAUCCACAGCAGCCUAUACCAGAACCUUCUGCGUCGACUUCAACCUUGCAGCCAACUGACACCUUACAAGUGAUGUGCACUUAUUCUACCCCGAGGCAGCUUCCCACUGAGGGACCUGGUUGUGGUAACGAGCAAGUCUCGUGGGCAGGUUACCAAGUGGCCCAACGAUAUGUUCCUAUACUCAGUAGAGUCAUUAUGCGUUACCCCAGUACUAUCUCUGGCUUCAAAGCAAUAACUGGUGCGCUGCAGUCAGUGUACUUGGAGAUGUUGGCCAAGUUAGUAGAUUUGCUUGAGAAAUCCAGAAUAGGAAGCAUGGACAAUAGGAACCAGUUCCAGGUCAUUAAGCAAUAUCUUGUGGACUUGAAGUUUAUUGGUAUCGAUAUUAGCUGGAUUGAAACCCGUUUAGCACAAAUUGAUGGUGUCUUGAAAAUGGAGAAGUUAAUUCAGCACCAACAUACGCUUGCCCACAGAAUUGAUGAAACACAGUUCACCCUUGGGCUACUAAACCAGGAGCUUGGUUCAGUGAGGAAGGAACUCGAGGAGUUGACGCCCAAAGUUGGGCCGACCCCUCCUUCAAAAGAUUGUUCUAUUCUUGAGGGUCUACUCUAGGUUUAGUUGUUCUGUUUUUCUUUUACUGUUUGGCAUACAAAGUCUGAAUAUAAUGUGGCUAACAUUGAUAUGAGGAGCUUGUUCCAGAGCACUAGCUGAGCUUAAUUGCUCACAGUAGAAAUGUACUAUAGCUUCAUUUUCUAAUGAUUGGAGGUUGCAUCCCUAAAUAAGGAGAUGAUAUACUUGGGAAGUCUUUGGAAUUUCAACAAUCAGUGUAUUAAUGAAAAUGUUGUUUUAGUUUAAGCUUU